CGGCGGCGGCGGCCGGGCCAUGGCGGGCGGGCGGCGGGCGCGGGGCACCAGGAGAUGCUUCAGUGGCGAGACCUCUUUCACAACGCAAGUUAGGAAUGAAAUCCAUUAACUGACAUCCCCUUCCUCACCCUGAUCUCCAGCAGACUUCCCGGAACGCUCGGAAGCGCAGGGUCAGGGGAGAAGGGUGGAAGGGCACCAUGAAGCUGAAGCAGCGGGUGGUGCUGCUGGCCAUCCUGCUCGUCAUCUUCAUCUUCACCAAGGUUUUCCUCAUCGACAACCUGGACACCUCGGCCGCCAACCGGGAGGACCAGCGCGCCUUCCAGCGCAUGAUGGGGAGCCUGCAGGUGGAGCUGGAGCCGCGGCUGGAGCACACGCUGCAGUCCCCCUGGGAGAUCGCUGCCCAGUGGGUGGUGCCCCGGGAGGUGUAUCCCGAGGAGACCCCCGAGCUGGGCGCUGUCAUGCACGCCAUGACCACGAAGAAGAUCAUCAAAGCCGACGUGGGGUACAAAGGCACCCAGCUGAAAGCUUUGUUGAUACUUGAAGGAGGGCAGAAGGUUGUCUUCAAACCCAAGAGAUAUGCCAGGGAUUAUGUGGUGGAAGGAGAACCCUACGCUGGCUACGACAGGCACAAUGCAGAAGUGGCAGCCUUUCACUUGGAUAGAAUCCUGGGAUUCCGGCGGGCCCCGCUGGUGGUUGGCAGGUUCGUGAACCUCCGCACGGAGAUCAAACCGGUGGCCACGGAGCAGCUCCUGGGCACCUUCAUGACUGUGGGCAAUAACACCUGCUUCUAUGGGAAGUGCUACUACUGUCGGGAGACAGAGCCAGCCUGUGCCGACGGGGACGUCAUGGAGGGCUCGGUGACGCUGUGGCUGCCGGACGUGUGGCCUCUCCAGAAGCACCGGCACCCCUGGGGCAGGACCUACCGGGAGGGCAAACUCGCCAGGUGGGAGUACGAUGAAAGCUACUGCGACGCUGUGAAGAAAACCUCGCCCUACGACUCGGGCCCUCGGCUGCUGGACAUCAUCGACACGGCCAUCUUCGACUACCUGAUCGGCAACGCCGACCGGCACCACUACGAGAGCUUCCAGGAUGACGAGGGAGCCAGCAUGCUCAUCCUGCUGGACAAUGCCAAAAGCUUUGGAAACCCUGCCCUGGAUGAAAGAAGCAUCUUGGCUCCUCUUUAUCAGUGCUGCAUCAUCCGGGUGUCCACCUGGAACAGGCUCAAUUACCUGAAGAACGGGGUGCUGAGGUCUGCCUUAAAAACCGCCAUGUCGCAUGACCCCAUCUCCCCUGUGCUCUCCGACCUGCACCUGGACGCCCUGGACCAGCGGCUCCUCAGCAUCCUGGCCACAGUGAAGCAGUGCACAGACCAGUUUGGCCCAGAUGUUGUGCUGGUGGAAGACAGGAUGACUCUGUCUCACUUGUAAUUGUAGCGGAACGCAGCUGGAACUUCUUUUUUUUUAAAAAAAACAAACAAACAAACAAACAAAAAGGCGAUAGAAAAACAGCACAAUCAGUUCAGAAGGGCUGUGGCCAAGAUGGACUGACAUGAACAGGAAGGCUCCCGAGCCAGAGGAACGGAGGUGACCGUGGCUUUUUCCGUGGGCUGGCAGCAGUGAGAGGUGGGAGCUGGGCCCUUGGAUGGCUCAGCACCUGGAACGGUAUCUUGGCCAUGGGGGCGUGUCCAUUGCCGGCAGUGGGCACUGCACUGGAUAAAAAUGGCUCUUGGUGUUGGUGGGAGUGCGUGGAAUACAGACACUAAUUUGGGGACUGAAUCCAGAGGGGACAAACGGAGAUGAACAGUCCAAUCCUCUCCCCUUCUCUUCCCCCAGGGUACUCUGGCGAGUUUGUCUGAUUCAGGGUUGUACACAAUCAGCUGUGAGCUGGUUGGGCAUUUUACUGCUUCUCUAGAGAACGAGGAAAGGGUGAAUAAAAUAAUUACUAGACUGAAGAGUUGUGCCACCCCCCCGGGGGUGGGAUGUUCUUCCAAAUGCCAUGAGGGUGGGAGAGGGGACCUCUGCUGCUCACUUGGCUUUUCCUCGAUAAAAGACUGGGAAAGGGGUUUGCCUCAUAUGUGAUAAUGCUUCAGUGUUUUGGCUGAAGUCCUAUCAAAGAUUUAUCCACAGGGUUGGAGAUUUAGGAGAGGACAGGGUGGUUACACAGCACUUGAUAAUUAAGGGGUUAUCCUAAGUUUCCAUGUGUCCUGUCACUGGUUUUUAAGGAAUCUGGCGAGGUCUGAGGGGAGAAAAUAUCCUUGCAGUCCUGUGUCCAUAUUAAAAACCGAACUUCCAUUCUGUUGUAGCUGAGGAGGAGCUCAGGCUCUGUCCUUGGAAGCAGGUUCUGUGCAGCAAGGCCGUGCUGCUUACUGUGAGCCCUGUGCUCUGUGGGGCCUCUGGGCGUGUUGGGCUGAGGAAGGAGGUGUUUGCUGGGAUUCCCGAGUUACCAGGAGUGACCUGGAGAGGAGAGACCCCUGAGCUGUGGUUGUUCUUCUCCAUCUCAUCUGAGACAGCUUCCUGCUGCUCCGUGUGACUGAUGGUUUUGCUGUAGAUGGGGAAGAGUUGGUGCAGGUUGGCUUUCCAGGGCAGGCUUGCAGCACUUCCAUCUUGUGCCGGUCCUGUCAUCCUUCAGCACUUCAGCCUGUGCUGCCCAUGAGCUUGUGGCCAUAAAACUUGUCCCCUUGGGAUAGAAUCCUGUGCCUCCAGGGGGAAAGCAGCUUCGUCACUGUUUUCAAAUUGAACAUCUUUGUGUCGGUGCUCAGUUCAGCUAGAGUGGCCCUUCAUGUAAGGAGAGAGCUCCCUUCCCAGAGUGAUUGUGGAUUGCUGGGCUUGGGAGCAAGGGCAGCAAAAUGUCAGUUCAAGGCAGUUUCCUUGAUUUGUCUGUCAGGAUCUCUCCAGCUCUGGUGGGCAGGGAGCUGCUUCCUGUUCUUGCACCCGGGCCACACCUGAUCCAAGAGUGUCAGGGAGAGAGUUCAUCUGAAAAGAGCAGGUUUGGUUUUUCUUCCUGCAUGAGCAGAGUAUCUUGAAAGCAGAACGUGACAGUUUACCUGGGACUGAAUUUUAUGUUCUUCUGUCUCUCUUCUGGGCUUGGCCACAUCACAGACCUGCCCAGAGGGAUGAGGUGAUGGGAUGGAGAUAUUUGGAUCUGGAGUUAUUUAUCGGAGGUACUAGUCAGGCUGGUAACGCACAGCCAGCUUUGAGGACACUGGUGUGAAGCUUGUGCCUGUUUGUCACCGUACUUGACAGCAGAACAGGCUGCAGGAGCUGUGGGUGGAGCCGUGGAGGUGCCCCUGGGGCAGGAGCGAGCACUGGCAUCAGCUGUUCCCCAGGAAAUUCCAGAUGUUUUACCCAAAGGGGAGAUGGUGAAGCACAGGGUGGUGGCUCGUAGCAUUUCUAAAAGCUUGUUCUUCUCUUUGAGCUUAAUCAUGAGCUCCUGGUAUUUUGGGAAGGAUCUACCAAAAUUUGAUGUUUUGAUUUCCAUGUGAUCACUCUUGAUAUUUACAUUUGAUUUAAUACUGGAUUCAAAAAAAGGUCUUUUCUGUCUCUGAGAUCAAAUUUGUUGACAACUUACAUAUUGCUCUAGGCUGAAACUUUUGCUGUCAAUGGAACACGGGGAUAAGUUUUUCCCCACUAUGAAUGUCAAAGAUUUAAAGCAGGGUAUUGGUUUAUUUUGGUUUACUUGUGAACAAAGGGCGUGAAGUCCGGCAUCGUCAGUAAGAGGAAGCAAGAAAUGGUUGGGUUUUUUGGGUUUGCUUUUUCCUUUGUGAUACUGAUGCUUCUGGUUGCUGUAACACCACUGGAGGUUGGUGUUCUGCAGCAGGAAAGGAGAAUAAAUUCCUCUCUUAGCCAAAAUCGGGAAGAUGUGAUUUUGACCUUGCGAUAAUUUCUGCCCUUUUGCAGAACCCUGAGAAAUUCUAAACUGUAACCAUUGGAAGGGAAAUGAGGAGCAGCAGCCACGUGCCAGCAGGGUCUGCUUGAAUCCCUGAAAAAUAACAUGGUUUGUGAGGCAGGUGCUGUGCUCUGUCGGUGAGGUUUUCGUGACACCUUCUGAUCCUUGUUCGCUGUGCGCGCUCGUCAUCCGCUGGCCCCAUAUGUUACACAGUGGUGGUGGUAGUGGUGUGGAGAUGGGUGAUACCAGAGUGCCUGAAGCACAGAAAUCAAGAACUAAUUAAAGAGAGAGCGCCAUCAGCCAUCUGCUGUUCACCUCCUCCCCCCUGAGCCAGCCGUGGGGUGGGGGAGACACUCGAGCCGGCUCCUCUUCCAGCAGCUGAUGAACUGGAGUGUGUCUUGCCAAACAAACUUCAACUGAAAAAUGCUAAUUUAUUAAGAAGGUAAUUUAUUUGCUGCGGCAGCUGGAGCAAGAUGCUGGAAAACAGACACCCCUCUUGGAGCUGUCAGAGGAUGCCCCUGGGAGCUGCUGCACAAAUGGAGGUUGCUAAUGAGCAAACAGAACGUUAUCGUGACUUUCUACUUGUAUCCCCCGGGGUCAGAUCCCACAUAAAGCAACAUUGUGUGAAUAAAGAUUUUAAUAAAGCAA
This is a messenger RNA of Empidonax traillii (willow flycatcher), 4533 nucleotides long. It is a transcript of the gene FAM20B, whose product is annotated as FAM20B, glycosaminoglycan xylosylkinase. Gene Ontology annotation, molecular function: phosphotransferase activity, alcohol group as acceptor. Lineage: Eukaryota; Metazoa; Chordata; Aves; Passeriformes; Tyrannidae. The record is from RefSeq and is a predicted model, not a curated record. Gene Ontology annotation, biological process: protein phosphorylation. The transcript is spliced from 8 exons. The coding region runs from base 198 to 1427 and encodes 409 amino acids. Gene Ontology annotation, cellular component: Golgi apparatus.